AUGAGUCUACCAACCACAGAAGUAGCCUGUAUGCGUCCCAAGAAGCAACUGUCACCGGAUGACAGAGCGCCAAUCCAAAAUGGUCAUUAUAUACCACAACUAGACCCGAUCAAUAUGCAACUCAAGCAUUUUGUCUACGACUACAUCUUCAAACAUACGGGACCUUGCAUCGCUACAGAUUGGCAGUGUACUGUGAGCAUCACUGGCCGCAUGCCCGAGAUUCUAAAUCCAAUUGAAAGUAUCAUGCGGAAAACCCGUGAGACUGAUUAUAUCAAAUUCGCUGAACCAAUUUGUAUCUUCGAAUGCGAAGUAUAUCACAACUCACCCACCAAGCAAGCUUAUGAUAGAGAAAUUGGCAUGAAGAUGACGGAGUUCGUUAAGCGACAUGAAGAUAUUAAUGUAGCUAGCGAAGUAGUUCCUAGUUAA
This is a messenger RNA of Fusarium pseudograminearum CS3096, 426 nucleotides long. RefSeq lists its product as uncharacterized. Lineage: Eukaryota; Fungi; Ascomycota; Sordariomycetes; Hypocreales; Nectriaceae. The transcript has 3 exons. Bases 1 to 426 code for a protein of 141 amino acids. The record is from RefSeq and is a predicted model, not a curated record.